ACGCAACACAUGUUUUCGGCUGCGGUCAGCAAAUUUUUUGAUUGAAAAAAUGCCACUACGAGCAAAUUUGCUGUUGUUUCUUCUAAUCGCUGCUCACGUCCAUCAAUACAAUGGAAACCCAAAAAAGAAACUUGGAAGACGAAAUAAUUUUCCUAAAGUUAUCAGCAAACGCAUGCAUAUCAUCAAGUGUUGUGGCCUGAAAAGUUGUGUCUACAUCCGUUCUCGCGCAAAUAGUCGAACAAGACCAGAUAACUUGGGCACUCAAGUAUUGAAAAAUGUGACAGUAAAAUCUGAAAUAUUGACAACAGGAUUCAGCACGGAACAGACAAAUUUUACCGAAGAUAUUUCAGAUUUUCCAACGACCUCAGCAGUGACAGAUACUGACUUGCCAAUAAUAAGUUCCGACUCAAAUUCUCCAAAGCUUUCAGAUAUUCCGUCAACAUUAGAAACUACUGAAUUAUUUUCAUCACCAAUUCCGUCAGUUGAUUCAACGAUAAAAUUUGCCACUAUUUUCAGCAGUGAAUCAUUAACCAACUCAGACGGAAGGACCACAAUUGCAAAUUCUGUUUCUAACACCACAUCAGUGUCAAGUACAACAAUAAUUACCCCCUCAAUCAAAACAACAACUUCGUUAACGACAAACGCCAUAACUACAACCAUUGACCCAUCGUUGGUUGGAACAUGUAGAACGGAAACAAACGCCGCUGUUAACCGAUCCCUUUUUGCAUCAAACGGAGCACUCGCGGAUCCAAAUUUACACGGAUUUUGGUUGGAUGCGUGCGGCCAAACCCUGUUGCUCGGAAAGUCGAUGGGCACUUGGCAUGAAAACUCGGCAAAGUGCUUCAGUCUGAAAAUGCAGCCUUUUGCAUUCGAGAGCAAAGUGAAGCUCGAGUGCAUGAAAGUGCAGGCCACGAGUUGGAGGUUUAAUUUGAACUACUGGACGGGCGGGACGAAGGACCCGGUGAAUGACACAUUAGGGUGGUGCUUUGCUAACGGAACCGUACCAUGGAAGGAAAUUCCUCCCCUCGCCAACCUUUCCAAAGGCCAGAACUGCGUUCAGAUGCAAAUCUCAAAAUUCAACGGCACCAUUUCGAUGAUGGACAGACGCUGUUCGGACAGAUUGAUUUUCGCUUGCCAAAGCUCGCCAACAAAGUCUCCAAAGUGCACCGGUCCUCUUUGUCCAGAUGUCGCAUGCCAGAGAAAUCCGUCUUUAUUCACCCCUUCGGCAAAUAAUUCAUAUUUGGUUUUAAAAGAUCACACUCAGCACGGCCUGUGGUUUUCCAGAAAUCUGCGUCAUUACCUCUUCAGUUUUCAAAAUGAUUCCAGAACUUAUUUUGAAGCGACGAAGGCCUGUUGUUCUUUGGGCAUGUCUCUGCUGAGCUUAGAUGGGAGUCACAAAUACGAAGCCCUGGCCAGCAUUUAUGCCGACUCGACAGAUUUGAAACAAGGGACUCAAAAUUUAACCUUCUGGACUUCCGGUUCAGACGAGGGCUGCGAGUCGAUUUUCGGUUUCUGUACGGCCAAACGGUUGUUCCGCAACGAGUCCCGGUGGCUUCCUGGACAACCCGACAACGCAGAAGGAAAAGAAAACUACGUGGCCGUCCAAAUAAAAAAUGGCCAAGCGUUGCUCGCUGAUUAUCAAGGAGAAACCAAAUUCAGAUAUAUUUGCGAAAUAAGACGAAAUCCGCAGUCGAAGAGUGGCUUGAAAGCGAUAAUUGACGAAUGCGCGGUUGUUUACAACGUCACUGAACAUGAAAUUGACUUACUUCAAAAUGUGACGAGUUUUGAUUCGCGAAUGAAAAAGUUUUCAGUGCUUUGUGAAACUUUUUGGAGACUCCACAGGACUGGUAUUGAAAAUUUAAAUUUAUUAACCGUGUUUCAGUUUGAUUUUUUAACUGGAAAUAAGCUUGUGGGUGGGAAGAUUGUGGAGAACGAGGUGUUUGCAAAUCUCGAGACGACGCAAAACGAGAUCGGGCUCAUCACAAAUAUGGCCAUUGUGGACGAGUGCAACAAUAAAACUUACGGAAUGGACGAUUGCGACAAGGCGUAUCAAUUGGCCAAGUGCGCCAGAGACAAAGCACCAGUGAUCUUCGACCAAGUCAUUAAAGACUUGCAAGCGGCGGACAGUGGUGAACUCAUUUCCAUGGCAUACGGUUGUGCGAAUACAUGUGAUGCUUCUUCUAUCAACGCCGUUGAAAAGAACAGUAUUGACUCGGUUCUAAAUACUCUGAACGCAUCAACAUGUUCGUUUGCUGACAGCAGAUACUGGCUUUGCAAAUGCAACGAUUCAAAGAAAUACAUAGUAUUUUUCCGCGGUGGUCUUGUUUACGAUUAUUAUGGAGCGACGACGUUCUGCUGUGAACGUGGAAUGCGAUUGAUUUCAGCCCUGAAUUACAUGAAAUCCGCCAUGUGUCUCAAGGCACCUCUGGCAAAUGAGAGCUACUCAAUCAAUUUCUAUACAAUUCUCAACGCAGUUGUGAUCGACGCGACAAGCGGUUUUAGCUACGACUGCGGAACCAAAACAGAAUUUCACCCGAAAAUGAUGCACCCAAAUUACAUUGCCCGACUUGAAUCAUGGUUUAUGAACAGUGCUGGUCCAAUCGUCGCUUAUUCCAGUUUGAUAGGAGCCGUGCCUGAGUUUGCUCUACUCUGGCCCAACCAUAAAGAAGUGUUUAUAUGCGAAGAAAUUUGAAUUAAAUCUCCUCUCAGAAGGAAGAAAAAAAUUUUUAAAGCGUUAAAAUAUACUUUUUUAAAUUGAAUUACGCAUUGGUUUAGUG
Molecule: messenger RNA, 2777 nt
Organism: Neocloeon triangulifer
Lineage: Eukaryota; Metazoa; Arthropoda; Insecta; Ephemeroptera; Baetidae
Exons: 24
Coding region: 50-2692 (880 amino acids)
Molecular function (GO): odorant binding
Source: RefSeq, a predicted model, not a curated record